Messenger RNA from Rhododendron vialii, 1606 nucleotides. RefSeq names its product probable bifunctional methylthioribulose-1-phosphate dehydratase/enolase-phosphatase E1 1. NCBI's taxonomy places the organism in Eukaryota, Viridiplantae, Streptophyta, Magnoliopsida, Ericales, Ericaceae. The coding region runs from base 71 to 1243 and encodes 390 amino acids. The record is from RefSeq and is a predicted model, not a curated record. Gene Ontology annotation, molecular function: magnesium ion binding; acireductone synthase activity. The transcript is spliced from 9 exons.
UCAGCGAAAACCCCCCAAGUCACCCACUUUCUCACUCUACGCAACAAACCAAAGAGAACCUGCAACAACAAUGGUGGUAUUAGCUGGAAACGGAUUGAAAAUGGCGACCAAUUCAGGGGUAUGCAUACGGAGCAACCAAGUGGCAGAAACAAAGGCCUUCAUAUCUAAUGUCUGCCGUCAAUUCUACGACCUCGGUUUGCAAAAGGAAAGAAUGGUUACAGAGGACAUGUAUGUAGUCCCUCCAAAUGGGUCUAAACUUUCUUGGCCAAUAUCCAAGCCAUACCCUCACAAACCACCAAAAAGUUCUGAUUUUGCUCCUCUCUGUGUGAAGGCUGAAUGUUACCAUUAUGUCUUUGAUGCUGCUAUCAAUCUUCAUCCACUGGGUCUGGACUGUUCUACCAGAAAUCAUGGUCCAAUUCCUAAGUCCAGAGGAGUUUUUGGUGGUCAUCAAAAUGUUGACAUGUCUGUGAAGGCAGGGUCUCUUAUAUCACAUAAUGACAAGAAGCAGCAAAGACUUUGCAUUGUUCUGGACAUUGAAGGGACCACCACUCCGAUUUCAUUUGUUACUGACGUUCUCUUUCCAUAUGCCCGUGAGAAUGUAGGGAGGCAUUUGGAUUUGACAUAUGACUCUACAGAGACUCAAGACGACAUCAAGUUGUUGCGAUCUCAAGUACACGAUGACUUACAACAAGGAAUUGCUGGCGCCGUGCCAAUCCCUUCUAAUGAUGCAGGAAAAGAGGAGCUCAUUGCAGCUUUGGUUGCUAACGUGCAAGCAAUGAUUAGAGCUGACCGGAAGAUCACUGCCUUGAAACAAUUGCAGGGUCAUAUUUGGAGGACCGGAUUCCAGAAUAAUGAAAUAGAGGGGGUGGUUUUUGAUGAUGUGCCUGAAGCUCUUGAAAACUGGCACGCUUCGGGCAUCAAGGUGUACAUAUAUUCCAGCGGCAGCAGAUUGGCACAGAGGCUCAUCUUUGGCAACACUAAUUAUGGGGACUUGAGAAAAUACUUGUGUGGAUUUUUUGAUACUAGAGUGGGUAACAAGAAAGAAACAAGCAGUUACGUUGAGAUCUCAGAAUCUUUAGGCGUUGAUAAGCCCUCAGAGAUUUUAUUUGUGACGGACGUCUAUCAAGAAGCUAUAGCUGCCAAGGCAGCAGGUUUGGAGGUGAUCAUUUCUGUGCGGCCUGGAAAUGGACCUCUACCAGAGAAUCAUGGGUUCAAGACAAUCCAGUAUUUCUCAGAAAUCUAAGCUUGACUCUAGUCAGUCCAUGUGAAAUGCUUUAACGUCAAUGACGUCGCACAAGUGGACAUCCCACCAAUGACGCGCAGUUUCAGCAGGAUCUACCGGAGGUAGACAUUAGAUAGGUAGGUAGCCUUACUCUUAACACCCCCGACUUGAACUUGUGCCGUUAAGAUGCACACUAGUUGUAAAAUCUGUAUACGUAAAUGACUGUACAUGGCUGUUAGAUGAAUUAGGGUCUCCCUUGCUCCGAGAAUAAUAAUUACUAAAGAAGCCAUGGCAAUGAUCCUGUUCAGUGCACUUGCUAUGCCAUCCUUACACAAGUUGAGGAAAUGUUCCCAUAUUAUGAAGAAAAGAAAAUUACUUUUUUUU